UGGAUAACAUUAGGUUCUUUCUCUAUUUUAAUCUAGGCACAUUUGUGGCCAGAUCGGUCCUUUUGCACGUUGUAGCAGCAGGAAGAAAAUGUGUUGACCGUCCUCUGAUGUAGUUUGUAGUGUGUAAUCUUUAUAUUUUGACCCGUUCAACAAUAUGGAGUGGCAGUAACAGUUUUGUUACAAUGCCCACAUAAGGUGCCAUUUCAGGGAACAUAAAACACCCCCAGCGAUGUCUGUAAACCGUUGCGUGUAUUUGUUUUCUCGGCUUAAACGCCAUAUUAAUACCCGGGCUACUCGCUUCACUGCUGGUAGCUGUCGUGUGCCUUCUGGGUCUAAUUUUUUGCUCAAACAGCAUCAGGGCAAUUCAGUAGUUUAUUGCAGAGAUGUUUCUUCUAACAAUUCAAGUCCUAAGCCCCCAGACACCUCGCUAUUUGUUCCUGUCUCCCUGAAGACUGACGUCUUGGCUGACGGGAGCGUAGGAGCCGAGCUGACCCAGCCGCUCGAUAAAAAUGAACUAUUAAAAGUUUUGAACCGGUUUUAUAAAAGAAAGGAGAUGCAGAAGCUGGCUGCAGACCACGGCCUGGAUGCUCGUCUGUUCCACCAAGCCUUCAUUAGCUUCAGGAAGUAUGUCUUGGAGAUGAUGUCACUCCCUGCUGAUCUGCACAUCAUCCUCAGUGACAUCUGCUGUGGUGCAGGUCAUAUUGAUGAUAUUUAUCCAUACUUUAUGCGCCAUGCCAAACAAAUUUUUCCUAUGCUGGAAUGUAUGGAUGACCUAAGAAAGAUCUCAGAUCUUCGAGUCCCUGUCAACUGGUACCCUGAAGCUCGUGCAAUCCAGAGGAAGGUAAUCUUCCAUGCUGGACCCACUAACAGUGGAAAAACCUACCAUGCCAUCCAGCGCUACCUGGCUGCCAAGUCUGGAGUCUACUGUGGCCCUCUGAAACUGCUGGCCCACGAGAUCUUUGAGAAGAGCAACAAUGCUGGUGUGCCGUGUGACUUGGUUACCGGUGAGGAAAGGACCUUUGUAGAUCCAGAGGGUCGAGCUGCUGGACAUGUAGCAUGUACUAUCGAGAUGUGUAGUGUCACAACACCUUAUGAGGUGGCUGUAAUCGAUGAAAUUCAAAUGAUCAGAGAUCCUUCCAGAGGCUGGGCGUGGACUCGAGCACUGCUGGGUCUGUGUGCCGAGGAGAUCCACGUUUGUGGGGAAUCUGCAGCUAUAGACUUUAUCAGAGAGCUGAUGUACACCACUGGAGAGGAGGUGGAGGUCCACACCUACCAGCGCUUGACUCCAUUCUCAGUCUUGGAUCAGGCCGUGGAGUCGUUAGACAACCUGAGACCAGGAGACUGCAUUGUGUGCUUCAGCAAAAAUGACAUCUACUCCAUAAGCAGACAGAUUGAAGCCAGGGGACUAGAGUGUGCUGUGAUUUAUGGCAGUUUACCUCCAGGCACUAAGCUGUCACAGGCCAAGAAGUUCAAUGACCCUGAUGAUCCCUGUAAGAUCCUGGUCGCUACUGAUGCUAUUGGCAUGGGUCUAAACCUGAGUAUAAAACGAAUCAUCUUCAACAGUCUAGUAAAGCCUAAUGUUAAUGAAAAAGGGGAGAAGCAGAUGGAGACCAUCAGCACGUCACAGGCUCUACAGAUUGCAGGCCGAGCAGGGAGAUUUUCCUCUAAAUUUAAAGAGGGAGAGGUCACAACCAUGCAUCGUGAAGACCUGAUUGUCCUCAAGGAAAUCCUCAGCCACUCUGUCGAUCCCAUAGAGACUGCAGGUCUCCAUCCAACUGCAGAGCAGAUAGAGAUGUUUGCUUAUCAUCUGCCUGAUGCUUCACUCUCCAACCUUGUAGAUAUAUUUGUCAGCCUCUCUCAAGUGGAUGGUCUGUAUUUUGUCUGUAACAUUGAUGACUUCAAGUUUCUCGCCGACAUGAUCCAGCAUAUACCUCUCAACCUGAGAUCACGCUACGUCUUCUGUACUGCUCCCAUCAACAAAAAACAGCCUUUCGUAUGCACCUCCUUUCUUAAGUUUGCCCGACAGUUCAGUCGAGACGAACCCCUGACGUUUAACUGGGUUUGUCGUCACAUCAGCUGGCCUCUGGCUGCACCCAAAAACAUAAAAGAUCUGGUUCACCUAGAAGCUGUCCAUGAUGUGCUGGAUCUCUACCUCUGGUUAAGCUACCGCUUCAUGGACAUGUUUCCAGAUACAGCCUCGAUCCGGCAAAUCCAGCAGGAGCUUGAUGAUAUCAUACAGCAGGGUGUUCGAAAUAUCACCCGUCUCAUCAGAGCCACUGAACCAAACAUAACUGACCCACUGCAGACGCAGAGCAACAUGCAUGGCCAGUCAGGUGGUAGUGGGACUGCCAGCAGUAUGUCUUUGACAAGCAGAGGUCAGAAAGGCUCAGGAGAGAUGACCAAAAGCUCCCUGACAAGUCGUCUGGUGAGAGACGGGCUGCUGACCCCUGAUAUGCUCAGGCAGCUGCAGAUGGAGUGGUCUAAAGACCAAAAACAGGAAGUCAGCAAUCUGAGUGGGGUCAGUUUUGAACAUCAAAAGAAGAACAAUAAAGGGAGGAGAAAAAAUAAGAAGAAAUGAAGAAUAAGUCAAGUCACGCAUUGAUCAUCAUCUUCAUGGUUAUCUCUAUCAACCAAUGCAAACCUUGGAAUAAGAUCUCUGUCUAAAUUCAUGAACUGAUGCUGUUUAAAGAUGUAUAUGCAGCAACAAUGUGAACCAAACAGCUGUGUUUGUGGCUGUUUGGUCUGGAUUUAUACCAGAAGACUUGCUUGUUCAGUGUUUUGACAUUAUCUUUUUGUUUGACACUUAGCUAGUUUUCGUCUAGCCUACAAGUGGAUGUUGGAAAAUGUUACUAGUUCACCUUACCCUGAGCUUCCGGCUGCUGUUCCCUCUGAAGGAUCUGGCAUCUGGUGUGAGAUUUUUCAUUGUCAAUGUGAAAAGAAUCACCUUGGUAACUAUUAAAACACCAAAGCAACCACAAAAACUCAGCUUCCUCUAAUCCUAGCUUUGGUUUAUGUAAAAUGAACACAUUCAAGUGUUUCACGUCCUCUAUGAGAUGGCACAAACUUGCAAGUAGUAUUUUUUUUUUUUUUUUAUUCCAGCUUUUUUGAAGAACGUCAUACAGUGAAAUGAGGAAAAAAACAUUUUAAAAAUGUUUUACACACUUGUCUUUUGUUUUGUCACAGCUCAGGCAGUGGGCUUCAUCGCAGAACAGACUGAACUGCAAACAGACGCUAACGGAUGACACAGCCCUGUUGGUGUCUGUAUGCAAACAAAUAGCUUUUUUUUUUUCUCUCCAUCUGUACAUUUAAGCAAUGGCAUUUCUCAAUAAAAAUAACUUUUCA
Melanotaenia boesemani (Boeseman's rainbowfish) is the source of this 3342-nucleotide messenger RNA. RefSeq names its product SUV3-like helicase (gene supv3l1). Lineage: Eukaryota; Metazoa; Chordata; Actinopteri; Atheriniformes; Melanotaeniidae. The transcript is spliced from 16 exons. The record is from RefSeq and is a predicted model, not a curated record. Gene Ontology annotation, cellular component: mitochondrial degradosome. The coding region runs from base 230 to 2578 and encodes 782 amino acids. Gene Ontology annotation, molecular function: hydrolase activity, acting on acid anhydrides; ATP binding; RNA helicase activity. Gene Ontology annotation, biological process: mitochondrial RNA 3'-end processing; RNA catabolic process.